AUGGCGCCACCGACUUCUUACCAUAUGGCCCUAUCGGUCUUGGUUCCUUUGCCGUUUGUCAUUAUUUCGACCAUCUUGCGAUUUUGGAUUCGUACCAAGAGGAAGGCAUGGGGACCAGAUGACUGGGCUAUGCUCAUCAACUUGUGGUUCUACGUCUUCCAGGAGCCAUGGUGCUUCACUCUCGUCGCGAUCAAAUGUAGCAUCGGCUUCGCCUUGAUCCGCAUCGCGAACCGCAAGAAAUGGAUCGAGAUGGUCAUCUACACCUGUAUGAUAUCAUGUUUCGUCGUCAUGGGCGGUACGGGAAUGUAUCUCUUCUUCCAAUGUAGGCCAGUACAGAAGAACUGGUAUCCCACGAUGGACGGUGAAUGCAAUGGCCGCAACAUCCAGACAGUACUGUCAUACGCCGUAGCUGUGGUGUCCAUCUCAACAGACUGGAUCUUUGCGACUCUCCCCAUCUUCCUCCUCUGGGACGUCCAACUCGACUGGCGCGUUAAGAUCUCUGUAAUGUCCAUGCUCGGCCUGGGAAUCUUCGCAUCCAUCGCCCCCAUCGUGCGUCUCAAGUUCCUCAUCGGCCUAAACGACCCAACCCGACUCCUCCAGAACCUCGGCGAGAUCCUCGCUUGGGCCUGCGCAGAAAUGAACGUCGGCAUGUUCGUCGCCAACCUACCCGCCUGCCGCCCUCUACUCACAAACUUCAUCUCGCACUUCUCCUCCUGGUCAGGAAGCCACUCGAACCCUUCAGGCGGCUACUCGAAGAAGCAAAACCCACGGGGUUCCAUCCGCGCCGGUCCAGGAUCAAAGCAAUGGAUGGAGCUGAACGAGCGACCUGAGAACCACUCGCAUUCGGGUAGCAAGCCCAAGAGCGUGGGUGUGGAAACGAAGAUCUACGGGGACUUGGAUGAGUACAGUAACACGAGCCUGGAACAUGUCGAUGGCGAUCAGAAGCGUGGCGGACAGCGGCCGAGCGGUGAUGGCUUGCAGGUCAGUGUACAAAAGGACUUCAGAGUGGAGAUUAGUGACAGGAAGCAGUUGACGGCGUUGCCUAGGGUGCCGUUGGAGACUGUUUGA
Molecule: messenger RNA, 1068 nt
Organism: Alternaria conjuncta
Lineage: Eukaryota; Fungi; Ascomycota; Dothideomycetes; Pleosporales; Pleosporaceae
Exons: 4
Coding region: 1-1068 (355 amino acids)
Source: RefSeq, a predicted model, not a curated record